CCCAUAAAAAAAACAUACAAUUCUCAUAUAUCACUCAUAAAAUCAUUAUACCUAUGAAUGAAAAUAGUUGAAAAGCACAAUGCUGCUGGGAAUAAAAUAUUUCUUAUAACGAUCUGUUCUUAUCAGGGGUAGUGCCAGCCUUCUCCCUGGCCUUAAAAACACAAAACAGUUGUUUAGAGGGUGGGUUUGGUCUUGCAGUAUCCUUCCGGUCUCCUGCAAUACGAUGACAGUACAGUCCUGGCCGUGUUCCCAGAAGGAUCUUGCUUAGAGACAGAUACGUUUGAGAAUUUUAGUGUUACAGACUUGGCAGUGAUGGCGCUCCUUUUGGAGGAGGAAGAGGAGUCUCACAGCAUCACAGAAUUUCACACUUUAUAAAGAAGUGCUUAAUGCAAUGGACCAGCCACAGAUCCAACAAGAGCAGCAGUAGUCGCCUACACAUAUGUAUUAUGUGCAUUAUUGACAGGUAGAAUCUUGAUGGAGGGGAGAGCGUUGGAACACGUCUUGUUGCUGCAAAGUCUGCUGUUCUGACUCAGUUGCCAUACGACAGGUUUUCCAGAGGGGCGGUAGUCACGGUGACGGCUGAGCACUGGCGGCCAUAUACUAUCGUGGCUCCGGGAGGGGAAGGUUGCCAGAGGGUGUCAGGACCCAUGGGAGCCAUACUCGCUGUUCUUGCUCACACACUCAACUUCACGUGCAGGGUGGUGUCGCCGCCAGAUGCUGUUUGGGGUUCCCAGCUGCCUAAUGGUUCCUGGACGGGCAUGAUAGGCCAGGUGGUCCGCCAGCAAGUCGACCUCGGUCUCGGUCCAUUUGGAAUGAUCUACAGCAGGACAAAAGCCGUGGAUUUUUCUACACUUAUUUCUUUCGAAGCUCGAUCGAUUCUAUCCAGGAAAGGCAUCCCUGAAAUCAACCCGUGGGGGUUCCUGUUCCCACUGACGGGGACAGUGUGGAGUACGGUGGCGGCGGCCCUGGCGGUGGUGUGGCUGGCCACACUGCUGGUGGGGCGCCGACCUGGAGCCUCUGUUUCCCUGACCUGGACAGGAGACGUGUUUCUGCAGAACGUGCGGGUCUUCCUUAACCAAGGUCUGACGGGCGUUGUGCUUGGACAAGGCGGGGUGGUAAUGUUGGGGUCGUGGGUGGUGGUGGCGGCCGUGGUGUUCUGGAGCUACACGGGCAACCUCACCUCCUUACUGGCGGUGAGAUACAUUCCACAACCCAUCCAGACUCUGAGGAGUCUACUUGACGAUCCUUCCGUGACUGUCAUCAGGGUUCCUAUGACUUAUUUUGCGGAAAGUAUAUCGAAAAUUGAAUCAGGAGAGUUCCGAGAACUACACGAGCUGGAUAAAGUGGGUCGUGUGAUUUACGAGACUUCAGAUGUAUAUUCAAUGAUUGAAAAUUACGUGCGUCAUGGAGGCUACUCCCUCAUAGAUGCUGUCUUUUCUAUUGAUCUCCUGAUGGCUGACAGCUUCCUCAAAACAAAAACGUGCGACUUUUACAAGUCAAGACAGACGAUGUUCUCUACUGGGACCCACGUGAUCAUGGAAAAGGGCAAUCCCUUGUUGCCAGCCGUCGACCACAGGAUAAGAGCGAUUGUGGAAUCCGGGUUGUUUGAGCACUGGAUGAACAACGAACUCCAUGCAUACCGCAGCAACUGCCAAUUCUCGCCCUCCAUCAUCUUGGUGAGGGAGCCGCUGUCCCUCGCCAACCUCUGGGGGUUGUUCUUAGUGCUCGGGACAGGAAUGCUGUUGGCAGCGAAUGUCUUCUGUCUGGAGCUGAGCGUUCCCCCGAAGCCAACAAGCAAACCAUGAAGAAGCCGUGUAGUUCAACUUGUCCUCCUCGUCCGAGCUGAUGCACCAUCCUGCAGCCUCCACACUUGGCAGUGUUUGGCGCGCACUCCUGUCAUUUUAUCACGUUACUUCGUGCUUACAUUAAUCUUCUCUUCUCAAUAGUCACGUAUUCUCUUUAAAGUUGCAAGCAAAUGUCAGAUAAUCGUUGUCUUGCCUUGGUGACUGGAUAUGAGUUCCCCCCAGCGGUCAACUGCCGAUGUUAGUUGUCAUGACCAUUGUGUACGUUGAAUACGUUGAAUUACGUUAAAUAGAGUAUUCUUCGAGAUACAAUAAUCUAUUUAAAUGUUGAUAUGAUGCAAAAGAGUUGAAUACCAAGGAGUGUUGCAGUGAGACGGAGACUGGUUUCAGUACAGAGGAAGAAAGACGUACCAGUGCCACUGGGUACCACGUACCUGUAUUCACAAGUGUAAACCUUAGCAUCAUAUUGAAGAGUAAGCACAAACGCGGAAGGAUAUAAUUCUCAG
This is a messenger RNA of Scylla paramamosain (green mud crab), 2308 nucleotides long. RefSeq names its product glutamate receptor ionotropic, delta-1-like. Lineage: Eukaryota; Metazoa; Arthropoda; Malacostraca; Decapoda; Portunidae. Bases 648 to 1805 code for a protein of 385 amino acids. The record is from RefSeq and is a predicted model, not a curated record. Gene Ontology annotation, cellular component: membrane. The transcript is spliced from 8 exons. Gene Ontology annotation, molecular function: ligand-gated monoatomic ion channel activity.